AUGUGUCAACCGCACCUCAAUCCCCAGGCGGCAAAGCACAUGCAGAUAGGGACAUCAGUCAAGAAAUACGGCAAAAUCAGUAAGCCCAACGCAAAUCCACAUAACACGCAUCUCCAUCUUUCGCAUGAGACAUCAAAGGGGAACGAAAUCGGCAGCUAUGUUCAACAUAUAACAGGAAUCCCGCAGAUGGUUCGGAACGCAGAAGUAGAGCCUCGCACAUAG
Messenger RNA from Aspergillus niger, 222 nucleotides. RefSeq lists its product as hypothetical. The record is from RefSeq and is a predicted model, not a curated record. The coding region runs from base 1 to 222 and encodes 73 amino acids. NCBI's taxonomy places the organism in Eukaryota, Fungi, Ascomycota, Eurotiomycetes, Eurotiales, Aspergillaceae. The transcript has a single exon.